AUUGGUGGGGAAGCAAAAUGACCCGUGUGAGAAAUAGGAGGGGAGGGAAUUGGAGAACGGAAAGGGGGAAGAAAUUCCAGAGAAGUCUAGACCUCACUCGCUCUCCCUUUCUUCACUCUUCUAUUCUUUCUGUAUAUUAAACUCUGCAAACGCAUUCCCCUAUCUGCGCAUCAUCGUAAUCGUAAUCCUAAUCCGAAACCUAAUCAUCUUCUUCAUCCAUGGCGGGAUACAAACUGUUGAAGCGGAAAGGCAUCGAUCAUGUUCCCGACGAUUUCUACGAUUUCCCUCUUUCUUCUCCCGCCACCAAGAUUCGCCGUCUGGAUGGUGAGUUGCCGCCAAUUGCAGAGGUGGAACUCGAACAUGAACAACCCUUACCCAUUCCAGCGGAAGCAGAAGCAGAUGCUUCUCCACCUCCCAACGCAGAGAGAGCUCUCGUUCUCUUCAAGCCGCUAAUGCAUUCGUCAUCUCCUUUCUCUCUCACCCUCGACUCUGAUCUCCUCUCUCGAUUCAAGAGGGAAGCGCAUUGGUCAAAAGGUGAUUCUGAUUGCGAGCGCCUCAUAAAAUCAGCGGUGGAGAAGGAAGAACAAGACAAGAGGAACCGUGGAAUGGCUAUUGUGCCUUGGGCACCCUCAUCCAAUUUCGCGCAAGGUUCCAACAUUGCAAAUACAGAGAUGAUGGAAGCUGAUCACAUGGGUCCAGAACCAGAAGAAGAACCAUCCGUGAUGAUGGAUGUAGAAAACCAACAAGAAGAAAAUAAUAGUUAUUUUAAGUCUUCAAGUUCAACGCUAAAUCUAAGUAAUGGUGGUGGUGUUCUUGUUGGUGGAGUGGCAGCAACACCAGAAGGGUUCAACCAGUGGCAGCAACAGCAACAGCAGCAUCAUUGCUUGUGGCCACAUCUUCCUCAAAACAUGUCAACUCCAAUCACAUGGACACUUUUGCAGAGAAUUGCACCUUUUUCAAUAUCAAGGAAUGGAAUGUGGAUAGGAUUAGGCAUGCCAUGGGACUUGAGAGGAUAGGACGGUACAUCUCUGGUAAAACCAGAAUCACAGCAAAAUUAAAUGCCAAAAAACUGGCAGGUCAAUCAUAAGGGAGCCUUUCAGACGACAAUAUAAAUGGAAAGGUCAUGAUGUAAUUCCUAAGUUACGGCCGAAAAUAUUGUUCUUCUAUGUCAUACUCUGUACUCUUCUUCCUUAAGAAAGUAUAUGUAGAUAUUCUUCUCUAUCCAGCAUCUCUAUGAUUCUAUAUAUAUAUGCUAAUCUCCAGUC
Arachis ipaensis is the source of this 1265-nucleotide messenger RNA. The record is from RefSeq and is a predicted model, not a curated record. Lineage: Eukaryota; Viridiplantae; Streptophyta; Magnoliopsida; Fabales; Fabaceae.